Medioppia subpectinata is the source of this 2106-nucleotide messenger RNA. The record is from the annotation of a GenBank genome assembly. NCBI's taxonomy places the organism in Eukaryota, Metazoa, Arthropoda, Arachnida, Sarcoptiformes, Oppiidae.
CCGAAAAAGUGGGUACCAUUAGAGCUACCGCUACCCCCACCGCCCGCCAAACCUCAUCGCACGAAGAGUUUGGCCGAAGAUCGCGAGAGAGGAGGCCGUGGAGGCAACGGUUCCGGCGGAGGCGGCGGUGCUCUACGCGAGCGACAACCGGAACGGGAGCCCCAGUCGGCGCCACCGCACGGGCCGUCCGGCGAUCGACGGCCGCCCGCGCGCGACAAACACCGCGAAGACCGCUACCAUAACUCGUCCGGCGGUGAGAACUACUACUCCGACGAUCACUCGAAGGCUAGGGAUAGCGGUGGCGGACGCGCUGUCACCGGCGGCGGUGGACACCAUCGCAGUCACGAUAAUCACCACUCGGACAGAGCCGACGGCUAUGAUAAGCGGCGGCCGUCGGCUGGCAGUCGCAGAGGAGGAGGUCGUGGCGGUGGCCGCGGCUACUCAUCGAACGGGCCGUUUCAUCAGCGAUCGCGCAGUCAAGCGGACGCCAAACCCGUGGACUAUCCGACAGACAUCGCUUACUACGUGGACUUCACGCCUGUGGACGUGUCUGGGCUGACAGUGGGCGGCGCGCCGGCCGUAACCCCCUCUGUAGUGGGCGCUGCGGUGUCGGCCGCCGGCACACCCGGCUUCGUGGCGCCCUUCUUCACGCCCUUCCCCUCAGCCGCCUAUUUGGGUCUCGACUCGGAUCGCCUGCGGGAGUACGUGAGGCAACAGAUUGAGUACUACUUCAGCGACGAGAACCUGCAGCGAGACUUCUUCCUGCGCCGGAAGAUGGACGCCAACGGCUUUUUGCCCAUCAGUUUGAUCUCGUCGUUCCAUAGGGUACAGGCGCUGACCCAAGACCCGCAAAUGGUGAUCGACUCGUUGAAGGCGUCGACAAUUGUCGAAGUGGUCGACGGCGUGAAGUUGAGGGCCAAAGUUGAUCCCGAAAAGUGGCCACUUUUGGAUAAUCUGAGCGCCGCCUCUGCCGGACUGCACGCCAACGUUCCCUCUUUCAUACCGGGCCAGCCCUAUGGCUACGGCUAUGGCGAAGUGUCGCCCCCGCCGUCCACUCAUCCGUACGGCAGCGGUGGCGAAGAGGCGGCCGCCGACGCCGAUAACGAGGCCGACAGCAAUGGUAACUCAAGCAACGGUGAUAAUGACAAUACUUCAACAAAAGCGCGUGUCAGCGGAUCCAACACUAGUACAAGACAGUCAGCGGGAACUCAAUUGGCGGCACCGGCUGUGACGGUGAACACCACCAGCACUACUACUACUCCAACAGCACUACACACUGAUAGCAUAGGCGGCACCAGUACUCAGCCAAACGAUGCAGACGUUGUGAUAUCACAUGACAUAUCCGCUGAUGACGUUGUGGUAAACCAGAUGUCUGUUCAACAGAAGCACAAUAACAACACCAGCAGCGAGAGCUCCGACAACAACAACGCCAUGAGCGCCAACAUUAGCCAUAACAAGAACUUAACCGCCGAUUGGCGCGAAGUAAAGUCGAAAAAAUUCAAGUCCCGAUCGCGACAGUCGUCCACUUCGGUGGGCGGCGGCACUCCCGGCGACGGUAGCGGUAAACACGGCUCGCGAUAUAUCGGCGACAUAUCCAGCGAAGAGUUGGCCUUCGCUUUCGACGAAGACAUCAACGCCGGCGACAUCUCUGGCCGCAGGAAUCAGUUCACCACCGCUUCGGCCGCCGACGGUCUGGACAAUGAUUACGACUCGGACUACGAGAUCAGCGACACAGAAGUCGCCCGCAUUUUGGUUGUGACCCAAUCGAUACCCAGCGGUUCCCGAGCGGGCAAACACGAGGGCUACGACCGCACCGGCGACUGGACUACGCGCGUGAAACUCACUCAAGAGUUGGCCAAAGAGAUCAACGACGGCCUCUAUUACUACGAACAGGACCUGAUGUUUACCGACGCCGACGUGAAGCCGGAGCUCAAACCACACAAAACAGUGGAACUGAUAUCGCAGGAGGCGUUCGAGAGGUUCGCCCCGAAUCGCGCCCAGAAGGUGAGGGGUGCGGCCGCUCAGCCCCCGCCGCCACCCCCUCCGCCCACUUACGAAGAGGAGUCGUUCCUCGAGAAGCACAUGGCCUCAGUGAUCUCUAACUCU